Molecule: messenger RNA, 2181 nt
Organism: Plutella xylostella (diamondback moth)
Lineage: Eukaryota; Metazoa; Arthropoda; Insecta; Lepidoptera; Plutellidae
Source: RefSeq, a predicted model, not a curated record
AUUGUAAUGUAUAAUAAAUGAAUGAGUUGCUGGUGACGCGGGCGGCGGAGCGGGGCGCGGGGCGCAGGCGCUCCCCGCGCCACUCUCCGCAGAACCGUUGCACGAGGAGCACGUUCAAAAUAUAAAUCUGUGUUUUAUUGGUACCAAUCGAUCCUGUACAAGUGGCGAUCCUGCCAGUGACUAAAGCCCUAGAGGUAGUCCCAAAAUGUCGCAAAUACCCCCAAUGGAGUCCUUGGACUGCGAAGGUGAGCCAGCUUCUCUCGGGUUACGCUGGGAGAAGUGGAAACGGGGGCUUGAGUUGUACUUGAUAGCCACAAAUGUUACAACGCCAGAAGCAAAAAGAGCUAUGCUUCUGCAUAUGGGUGGACUAGCCCUACAAGAAGUCUACUUCAACAUACCUGGUGCGCACGUAGACGCGGCAGUAGAGGGCAAGGAUUUGUUCGACGUCGCUUUAUCAAAAUUAGACGAUUACUUCGCCCCAAAACAAAGUCGCGUAUACGAACGACAUUUGUUUCGGCUUGUCAAGCAAGAAAGUGGGGAGAAAUUCGAAAAAUAUCUCGUCAGACUCCGCCAUCAAUGCUCUAAAUGCAAGUUCACUUCACCAGACGAGCAAAUGAUUGAUCAGAUUACUGAAAAAUGUGAUUCAGUAGAAUUACGUAAAAAAAUACUUACUCUCGGAGAUGACGUCACACUUGACAAAAUUAUUUCGGAAGCGAACGCCUUAGAGACUGUGCAACGACAACUAAAUAACUUUGAUACAAUUAAACCUAACAGAGAUUUGCCAGUAAACCAAGUAGGAAUGACAAAGAGAAAAGAGCAUUCCGCUCCCGCUUCCUGUUGUCGUUGCCGCGGGAACCAUCCCAGCGAUAGUAAAUAUUGUCCGGCGCGUGACAAAAAAUGUUUAAAAUGCGGAUUUAUCGGGCAUUUUCGCACAUGCUGUAGGACCAGAGCAAACAAACGAAAGUCAGAUGAAAUUCCUGCUAAAGAAGGUGGAGUUAGGGGUGCUAAAAGACAAAAAACCAAACCGGUUGAAGAAGUCGAUUACAUCUUCCAUAUCGACGGUGACGACACAAUUACGUGCACGUUAGGUGAUGUACAAAUUGAUAUGAUUAUUGAUUCAGGAAGCAAAUGUAACAUUAUCAGCGAUGUAGCGUGGGAAAAUCUAAAAAGCAGCGGUAUCAGAGUCAAGAAUCAAAUAAAGAAUCCUGACAAGAAACUUAUGGCAUAUGGGAGCGACAAACCGCUGAAUGUUCUCGGCUCGUUUGAUUCCGUUAUAAUAGUUGGUAACGGAAAACCGCUGAAAGCUACAUUUUUUGUUGUACAAAAUGGCACGAGGAAUUUGCUCGGAAAAGACACGGCGACGAAACUUGGAGUCCUCAGAAUAGGUUUAGGCAUAAAUGCAAUUGAUGGGAAACCUCCAGCAGAACUCUUUUACAAGCGUCAAUUUAGGGAUAAGCUACCCUCCAUAAUCGAUGUAGAAUUCGCAGACACAGACAUGGAAACCAGGGAUCGCGAUACCGAACAAAAACAGAAAUGGAAGGAGUACGCAGAUAGGAAGAGACACGCAACAGAAUCGGAUAUUGGAGUCGGUGAAAAGGUCUAUGUGAAGAACAUGACAAAAGAUAACAAACUGACCGCGCCGUUCAAUGAUACACCACAUACAGUCAUCACUAAGAAUGGUGGUGAUGUAGAACUCCAGAACGACGACAACGGACAACUUCUGCGUCGUAACAUAGUGCAUUUAAAACGGAUUGAGAGUCAGUGGAAAGUUUGUCCUGAGCAUGACAACUCUGUCGAUAACGCAGUCAGAAGUGAAUAAAUUUAAAUCAUGAUGUCUCAGAUUACCAACCAAUUAAUUAAAAUUAAACCAUAAAUUAUAAUAUAUAUUUAAAUAUAAUUAAAUUUAUAAUAUAUAAUUAAAAUUAAAAUUUAACCAAUUAAUUAAUUAAAGAAUUACUUACGAUUACUUUAGUUUAGUAUUAUGUUAACAGUGUUUAAGUAAAAUAAGUGUUUGAAGGAAAUUUGAUUAAAUUUAUUUUUAUUUUGUAAAAGGUAGAUGUAAUGUAUAAUAAAUGAAUGAGUUGCUGGUGACGCGGGCGGCGGAGCGGGGCGCGGGGCGCAGGCGCUCCCCGCGCCACUCUCCGCAGAACCGUUGCACGAGGAGCACGUUCAAAAUAUAAA